GCGGUGGCGGCGCGGGUCUCGGACAGGUGCCGGCGGACGCGAGAGAACUGCCGCCCGGCGUGCCAAACGAGCGCUGGAGACGAUGGGCGUGCCGAGAAUGCAGACCUGCCGCCUGCUGACGAUUCUGUGGUGUCUGCUUAUGCUGACGGAGGCCCAGGUGACCGACUCGCUGCCGAAGCGGUUGAUGAGCACCGCGUUCUUCCCGCUGCGCCACCCCCAGGUGGGCCGCACGGACUGGCUGGCGGCGCGCGACUUCAGCGAGCGCUACCUGCGCGCCCUCGGCCUCAACGUGACGCGCCAAGUGUUCAGCACCACCGUACUCUUCGACCAGGAUAUUGCGCAGCUGGUGGAGGGCGUGAACCUGUUGGCCGUGGUACCCGGUCGUCACUGGGACUCUGACGCCGAGGAUGACAUCCUGGUGGUCGGCGCUCACUACGACACCGACGUCACCAACAUGGGUGUCCGUCCCGGCUCGGGGAUGGUGGCGCUGCUGGAGCUGGGCCGUCAUAUCCAGGAGCGGCGCACGACUGGCCUCCAGCUUGACCACACCGUCAUUUUGGCCGCCCUCGACUUAAUGACGUCAGAGCACUCCUGGGGCAAGGCGGGCGACUCCGGCGCCGAAGUGUUCCUGCGCGGUUACCUGAAUCCGCUGCUCACCUCGCGGCCCUCCCGGCGCUUCCGCGGCGCCAUCAUGCUCGACUCAGUGUUCAACUUCAACGCCUCGGUCGGCAGCCAGGUGUACCCGGGUGGCUUCGCAGAGACGUUCCCAGACGUUGAGCAGACGGGCCGCGGGGACUUCCUGGGCGUGGUCAGCCGGCCCGCCUCGGACGCCGCCCUGCUGGAGGCGCUGAAGGCCGUCUGGCCGGCCGGCGCCGGCCGCCUCCAGCCGCUGAGCCUACCGCAGCAGCCGCCGGACACGGAGGCGCUGUUCCAGUUCCUCAGCCAGGGCCACGACGCCUUCUGGAACCGCGCGGCUGGCGGUGUGGUCAGCUCGCUGCCGGCCGUACUACUGACCGACACAGGGCGGUACCGCCAGCUGCCCAGGAGGUGUCUCAGCGUCGACACCAUCUGCGGACCAAGGGAGAUGCUGACGCCCGAGCGCAUGCGCUUCUUCAACCAGACGGUCAAGGCGCUGACCGACGCCGUCCUCACUAUGCAGGGCUCUUCCUCCAGCUCGGCCGUGAUGGGCAGCUGGCUGCUGCUGCUGACCGGACUACUGGCCUCUUGCGUCUCCCACUAAUCUGUCUCCUCGCCACGGUGCCCGGCCUGAGGAGAUGUACAGGUCAUCAACCAUGAAGCGAACGGGUGCCUUUACUGGUCGUGGCAGCAACUGUUUAUUUCCGACGCGCGGCUGAUAACAUGAUAAUUCAUCAUCUCUACGCCCCCUGUAGUGGCUCCACCAUCCAGCCAACGGAAGUAAUGCUCAUUGCCACUGAAUGACGAACAGCGCCCCUCAUCUGGAGCAGUAAGCGUCAGCACUAUUUCGACGAGCGAUUGUCUGCAACGACAGACGCGUUCAGGCCAGUCACACGCGACAGCAGAGGCUCGUUUGCUUGAGAGCAGCCAGCGCGACAGCCUGUAGCGUAUUGGCUGCGAUGUGACAGCUUGCACGCGUUUGCGCUGCGGCGGGGGUGGUCGUUCUCGGCGAUACCACGGCGUUGCAAGUGUUAGCAACAGAAGCCAGUGUGAUCAUUAGCGGUGAUGGCGCCGAUUACGACGAAGCCGGAUACGGCGGUGUGUGUUGCCGUUGUCUUCAGUGGUGGUGUGAUGUGAGCGUUUCCGUGUCAUCAGCAGCGCCGUGACCAUUGUCUUAAGUGGUGGUGUGAUGUGGGCGUUUCCGUGUCAUCAGCAGCGCCGUGACCAUUGUCUUUAGUGGUGGUGUGAUGUGAGCGUUUCCGUGUCAUCAGCAGCGCCGUGACCGUUGACAGCAGCGCUUGCCGUUGUCUUCAGUGGUGGUGUGAUGUGAGCGUUUCCGUGUCAUCAGCAGCGCCGGAUACGGCGGUGUGUGUUGCCGUUGUCUUCAGUGGUGGUGUGAUGUGAGCGUUUCCGUGUCAUCAGCAGGGCCGGGACCGUUGACAGCAGCGCAUUUGACACAUUGGCCAUUGGGACUCACGGCUGCACAGAUGCAUUGGCUGUUUACAGCGACUGGUUUCUUUGAACACAUCCCGCUUGUUGUGGCGGGGUGGACACCCUGGACGUUUACUCUGGCGGGACCACUGCGGCGAGCGUUUGCAGCGGCCGCCGCCAGGGCCAUGAAUCAGGCCGUUGAGGCGGGCCGUGACAGCACCGGUCCCACAGGCGCUGAUCACGUGCUGGGCGUCGCCGUCGGCACGCUCGGCACGGCCAGGCGAUCGCUCGCCCGGAGGCGGAGCCGCGGCGUCCGCUCUACUCGACGCCACGGCAGACUGGUCCACGCCGGCCACCUGCCUGCAGAGGAUGCGGCAGGGACCCCGGGGACGCGAUCCCCAAUACCAAAGCAAAGUCGGGCGCGUUCUUGAAUAGUCUUGCCAUCGUUUAAAACGAGAAGCAAAAGCAUUGAACAUUCUGUCAGAGUUCAGCCAUGUUCGGGACCGGCUUCUCCAGCUCCUGCAUUAUUUUCGAUUCCAUUUACGCAGCGCAGGGAAAUGUUCUUCCAGUGGCACGUGACUGUAACAAAGGCAAACACGGCCGAGUGUUUUCAACGGAGCGCUAGUGUUCCGCCGGGGCGUCACUGUAUUGGGAUGACCGUUGAGCUAAAGCGCAGACGCAGCAUGACAAACGAUCGCUGAGUGUGUGGUCUGGCAGGAGCGUGGCGACACAGCGCCGGCCCGGUGUUGACAUAGAGACGCUUUUUGUGCAGCCCCGUCACGAUGACGGCUCUCUAGAAAACGGAUCCGGCCACCGCUGGGAACCGGCUAGCUAGGCUUGCGUGAAGUUUCGCCGUCUUCCUGAAUUCUGUCCCCGUUAAAGGAAAGCGAACAAUUUUUGUCAUGAAACGGUUAGUCGUUGCGUUUGUGUCACCAAUGUUUCGCUGUUGCUAUGUAAGCAAGCGUGCUUGCGCACAGGCGCCUUAGUAAGCCUUGGCAGUCUCU
This is a messenger RNA of Pollicipes pollicipes, 3071 nucleotides long. RefSeq lists its product as uncharacterized. Gene Ontology annotation, molecular function: metalloexopeptidase activity. Gene Ontology annotation, biological process: proteolysis. NCBI's taxonomy places the organism in Eukaryota, Metazoa, Arthropoda, Thecostraca, Pollicipedomorpha, Pollicipedidae. The transcript has 8 exons. The record is from RefSeq and is a predicted model, not a curated record. Bases 83 to 1240 code for a protein of 385 amino acids.